AUGGACUCAAAUUAUAGAACCAGUGGAGUUCUCCGGAGCACAGAAAUCACAUACAGGCCAGACAAACUCAGGGACAUGCCAAAGACAUGGGACUCGGCUGAGUCGUUUUGGUUCUGUGAAGGGCUAGACGAUGAUAGCGCGCAUCGAGCGAUCCGGUGCUCAUACAUGGCAGUCAUGGCCGAAAGUACCCGCCAAUUUGAACUGGAUAUCCUAUCCGAAAACAAGCUUUUCAAAUUGGAAAGGGAUUGA
Molecule: messenger RNA, 249 nt
Organism: Penicillium malachiteum
Lineage: Eukaryota; Fungi; Ascomycota; Eurotiomycetes; Eurotiales; Aspergillaceae
Exons: 3
Coding region: 1-249 (82 amino acids)
Source: RefSeq, a predicted model, not a curated record